AUGGUCUCGGGUGGCAACCGCUACCGCUUCGGGGCAACUUUUGACGAUGUGGUGCAAGAAUGCCACAGUGAGCCCCGUUGGUACGAGUUGAACUGGAAGGCCUACCGGAAUGUCAAGACGGCGUACGUUGUGACAGCCGUUGGCUCAUUUCUGCUGAUGUUCGUCUUUGGCGCCCUCUGCAUGAAGGUGCACAACAGCUGUCUUGUUGUGGACAGUGGUGGUCGCUGUUGCCAGUGCCUCAGCGUGCGGGAAACCUCUCCUGUGGAAUACCGACAGGGCAUCCCGCGUGAGGGCAUGUAUAACGACGUGUACUACGGCGCGGUCAUCAUGAUGGGCGCGUGUUUCGGUCUUAUCUACGUGUACGUUGCCAUCUCACAGGAGAACCGCUUUCUGUUUUUCUGUAUAGCGGUAACGCAAGCUACUGAGGUGCUGCGCAGUGCGCUCGAUGAGGUUCAUGUGCCGCCAGAGUACGACGCACAGCGCACGGCUCGCCGGAUUCUUCUUGGACUCGCUGGUUUGCUGAUGAUAAUCUCCUGGUUCCUCGUACGACCCGUGUACAAGAUGUUCGGUUGGCGCAUAUUCCGUCGCGGUGGUGCCAGACGUGUGGUGCGGGAUAUGUACAAGACAUACCAGCGCUACCGGGUCUGCAACCUACUGGACAUUCAAGCCUCCAUUUUAUUGUUCCUUGUGCUUGUGUUCUUUGUGCAAAGUGCAAGUGAGGAUGGAUACUGGGUGUUGAUAGUUGUACUUCUCUGCGAGUUGACGGCCUCGCGCUACGCAGCGAAGUACCUGAAGCGGGAGGACCACGGCGGUGUUGUCGUUUCCGCCUUCUGCAAGUUGGUGGCGGUGGUGUGGUGGACCAUGGCACUCGCCGAGUAUGCCGGCUGCUGGCGGCGGNCGCCACGAGCGGCUGGUGGCUCGGCGCCUACUUCCCGAGCCUCGUGUCGGUGGCCGAGUCCUACGCCGGCGGGGAGUGCCUUGCGCACCACACCGCUUUCGACAGUCGUGUGGUAG
Trypanosoma grayi is the source of this 1014-nucleotide messenger RNA. RefSeq lists its product as hypothetical. Lineage: Eukaryota; Euglenozoa; Kinetoplastea; Trypanosomatida; Trypanosomatidae. The coding region runs from base 1 to 1014 and encodes 337 amino acids. The transcript has a single exon. The record is from RefSeq and is a predicted model, not a curated record.